Messenger RNA from Otolemur garnettii (small-eared galago), 2525 nucleotides. RefSeq names its product shisa family member 2 (gene SHISA2). Gene Ontology annotation, cellular component: endoplasmic reticulum. Gene Ontology annotation, biological process: negative regulation of Wnt signaling pathway; negative regulation of fibroblast growth factor receptor signaling pathway. The record is from RefSeq and is a predicted model, not a curated record. NCBI's taxonomy places the organism in Eukaryota, Metazoa, Chordata, Mammalia, Primates, Galagidae. Bases 344 to 1231 code for a protein of 295 amino acids. The transcript has 2 exons.
GGAUGUACGAGGAGGGCCUUGCCGCGGGUGACGCGUCCAGGGGCUGCGGGACGGCAGCCCUCGGGGCUCUCUGAGUCUGCACCCCGAGAGUUUCGUCCGCGACUGCCACUCUUAAGGCAAGCCCUAUUGGGGACUGCGCCAUCCGGCUGAAGAAGAGAAUGGCUUAGGAGCCUCUGGCCCUGUAGCCCGGGGUCGUCUGCUCCUGGACGUCGCGGCGGAAGGGAGUUGCCGGUGCGGAAAGCAUUUUGAGACAGAGAGGAAGCCCGGGGUCGCCGGGGCCGCAACUUCUGGGAGACUGCUCUGUGCCCUCUGGAGACGCUCCGCCCGCGCCCAGGGUGGUGCCAUGUGGGGCGGACGCCGUUCGUUCGCCGCCUCCUCCCGGAACGCGGCUUGGCUCCUGCAGCUGCUGCUGGCGGCGCUGCUGGCUCUGGGGGCGUGGGCCAGCGGCGAGUACUGCCACGGCUGGCUGGACGCGCAGGGCGUCUGGCGGAUCGGCUUCCAGUGCCCUGAGCGCUUCGACGGCGGCGACGCCACCAUCUGCUGUGGCAGCUGUGCGUUGCGCUACUGCUGCUCCAGCGCGGAGGCGCGUCUGGACCAGGGUGGCUGCGAUAACGACCGCCAGCAGGGCGGGGGCGAGCCUGGCCGAGCAGACAAAGACGGCCCGGACGGCUCAGCAGUGCCCAUCUACGUGCCAUUCCUCAUUGUUGGCUCCGUGUUUGUCGCCUUUAUAAUCCUGGGCUCCCUUGUGGCAGCCUGUUGCUGCCGAUGUCUCCGGCCAAAGCAGGAGCCCCAGCAGAGCCGAGCCCCAGGAGGCAACCGCUUGAUGGAGACCAUCCCCAUGAUCCCCAGCGCCAGCACUUCCCGGGGCUCAUCCUCCCGCCAGUCCAGCACAGCAGCCAGCUCCAGCUCCAGUGCCAACUCUGGGGCCCGGGCCCCCCCAACAAGGUCACAGACCAACUGUUGCUUGCCCGAGGGGACCAUGAACAAUGUGUAUGUCAACAUGCCCACGAAUUUCUCCGUGCUGAACUGUCAGCAGGCGACACAGAUUGUGCCACAUCAGGGACAGUAUCUGCAUCCCCCGUAUGUGGGGUAUACAGUGCAGCAUGACUCUGUGCCCUUGACCCCCGUGCCCCCUUUCAUGGACAGCCUGCAGCCUGGGUAUAGGCAGAUUCAGUCCCCCUUCCCCCACACGAAUAGCGAGCAGAAGAUGUACCCAGCAGUGACCGUGUAACUCAAAGUCACCGGCCAGACUGAGAGGAACCCAGGGCUGCAUUCCCAAGGUGGAAGUCCAUGGCUUUGGGAUGGCUUCAUUGACCCCCAGUGUGUGUGAAAACUUCUCCCAAUUAGCAUUUCUGGAUUUUUCAUCCCAGCAUGUGGUUGAUUGAUGAUGAGAAAACAGCCUCAUCUGGAGAUGCCUGGGUUGUUGCUGAUGAGUCUAGGAUAAAUGUUAUGAGUCCUAAGUGCCCUUGAGGUGGGGUUGUCAGAAGAAUUUUAUAACUGGUAGCUUAAGCAUUUUUAUUAUGUCACCGUUAUUAUUGCUGUCUUGGUUUUUGACCAUACGAGAUCAAAAUACUGGGCCUUUUUUUUAAUGAGCAUCCAGGAUUGAAAGGAAGAUGUAAAUAGUACAAUUAUUGUAAAAGGAGACCAGUUUGAAUUCAAUGAGAUUAAGCAUCAGUCUGAGUAUUUCACAGGCACAUCUUAACUUCAUUGUAAAAUUGUGUGUGUAUGUAUAUAUAUAGUCUAUUUUUGUGCUUUUUGAGGCCUAUUUUGUGCUUUCUUACCUUGUGUAGAGAUUUUAUUACAAAGUGUUUUCUACGUUAAAAAGAGACUGAAAGAAAUUGUACAGUGACCCAAUGAAGACACUUCAUAACUCUGGGAUUAUUUCAGAUGUGAAGUAGUGGGUGGCAUAGUAAUAAAACCAUUCAUCCCCUUCUUGAUUGUAUCUCAAUUUUUUGACUUUACAGUAACAUCUGAUGAGUAAUUGAAUGUUUUUUAUAUUGAAAUCAUAAACUAUUGCCUACUACCCUCUGAGCUACUUUUAAUUUUGUCAUGUGCUAUGGUUUAGCAUUUCAUUCUGUUUGGUUUUCAGAUCCCUAUAUCUGUAUAAUGCUGAAUGCAAGUAAUUACUGGAGUUAUAAAUGAAUAUCAGUGUUUCUGCCUAAAUCUGAUAAAACAUUUUCUUGGUUUGUUUAUAAAAAUUCAGAGAAGUGCAUUAUGAAGUAUAUAGCUCCUCAGUCAUAAUAGGAAAGAUGGGAUAAAAUUUAAACCACAGAUAUAAUGUACUUUGUAAGUCACAAGGCUUUUUAUACUCUUGUUAUCAAAAUGGUUUAUUUUUCAGGCAACAGGGACUAUUAAGUGAAGAUAAAAGCUUUUUAAUGAAAUACUACCUUUCUUUCCCCCACAGUUCUUGUUUUCCUCUUUUUCAGGCCUCAACAAGCACUAUAUUCAUUGCCAAUGUUCUGAAUUAUCAAAUUCAAGUGAAUUUAUUUGUAUAUUGUUUACUUAUAAAAAGGAUAACUUUAAAU